This is a messenger RNA of Symbiodinium sp. CCMP2592, 672 nucleotides long. Lineage: Eukaryota; Dinophyceae; Suessiales; Symbiodiniaceae. The record is from the annotation of a GenBank genome assembly.
AUGUCGCGAGGUCACAGCUCCUUCGAGCGAGUCUUUCCUCGUUCGGGCACCGAAAGCGCAUCAGUUCAACCGUCAGGAGAUGCUCCGUCGGUGCAUGAGCUUUUCGCCAUGGCCCUGAGAGAAGAGCUCCCUCUGAAGCAGUUGGCAGAAGCGUUGAGCCGUUUGCACGGUAUACGCAUGACCGUGGCAGCUGCACGGCUACUGUCUUCCGUGGAUGCCGGCUCCGGCAGGUUGUCCUUCAGCCAAUUCCAGCGCGCGUUGCAAGAGGACUCGGCGCCACUUGCUGAGGCUGGACUGCCCAACGUUUUCGUUGACCAGGCAAAAGCAAUUAUUGCCGAUAACGGCGGAUCUCCGCUGCCCCCAGAAGAAAGAAGAGGCGAUAAUAAUCGCCCACGGACGGACAUUUCCAACGAGGAUUUCGUGAAGGCUGGCAUCUUCGCCAGCAGGGUGCAGGCCCAGGGACCUUUCAGUGGCAGCGUCCUGGUCCCGACCAACGAUGCCUCCGCCGCGAAUCCACUGGCACAGAGAGUGCUGGCACAAUCAGACGAUGAGCUUGCAGGAACACGUGAGAUGACACAGACUGCAACACGUAUGUACAUUGGCGGUGAGCUGGAUCGCUCAGGUUAUGAGCAGUACCUCUCGCAAAUAGGCCUCGGGCCUCCGGCUCGGUGA